UUGGUACAUACUGCUAGUCGGAUUGCCCUAGAGGCUGUUCUUGGCUUUGUAGCUGACCUAAGAUGGCGGCACAAACGCAAAGCGGGAUUCGGCUCAGCGCGCUGUGUCCAAAGUUUUUGCAUACAAAUUCUACCAGUCAUACGUGGCCUUUCAGUGCAGUUGCUGAACUGAUAGAUAAUGCCUAUGAUCCUGAUGUGAAUGCUAAGCAGAUAUGGAUUGAUAAAACUGUUAUUAAUGACAUCGUAUGCUUGACAUUUACUGACAAUGGAAAUGGCAUGACUUCAGAAAAGUUACAUAAAAUGCUAAGUUUUGGCUUUAGUGAUAAAAUUUCAAUGAAUGGUCGUGUCCCCAUUGGAUUAUAUGGAAAUGGAUUCAAGUCAGGCUCAAUGCGCCUAGGUAAAGAUGCAAUUAUUUUUACCAAAAAUGGUGAAAGUAUGAGUGUGGGCUUAUUGUCACAGACGUACCUGGAAGCUACAAAAGCAGAACAUGUUGUUGUCCCGAUUGUAGCAUUCACCAAGGACCGAAAGAUCUAUAAUUUAGCCGAGUCAAAAGCCAGUCUUAGAGCAAUUCUGGACCAUUCCUUAUUUCCUACGGAACAGAAGUUAUUGGCUGAACUUGAUGCUAUUAUGGGUAAAAAAGGAACAAGAAUCAUCAUUUGGAAUCUUAGGAGAGACAAUAAUGGAGUAACAGAAUUUGAAUUUGAUAAGGAUAAAUAUGACAUUAGAAUUCCGGAAGAUUUAGAUGAAACAGGGAAAAAAGGGUACAAGAAACAAGAAAGACUGGACCAAAUAGUUCCUGAAAGUGACUAUUCCUUGAGGGCUUAUUGCAGUAUACUAUAUUUAAAACCAAGAAUGCAAAUCAUUUUACGAGGACAGAAAGUGAAGACACAGUUGGUCUCCAAAAGUCUUGCUUACAUUGAACGUGAUGUUUACAGACCCAAAUUUUUAGCUCCUAAAACGGUAAGAAUUACCUUUGGAUUUAACUGCAGAAACAAAGAUCAUUAUGGGAUAAUGAUGUAUCACAAAAAUCGGCUCAUCAAGGCUUAUGAAAGAGUUGGUUGUCAGUUAAAGGCAAACAACAUGGGUGUUGGCGUAGUUGGAAUUAUAGAGUGUAACUUCUUAAAGCCAACUCACAAUAAACAAGAUUUUGACUAUACAAAUGAGUACAGGCUCACUAUAGCAGCAUUGGGAGAAAAGCUUAAUGAUUAUUGGAAUGAAAUGAAAGUGAAGAAAAAUACAGAAUAUCCUCUAAAUUUACCUGUUGAAGAUAUGCAGAAACAGCCUGACCAGACAUGGGUUCAGUGUGAUUCCUGCCUAAAAUGGCGAAAACUACCAGAUGGAAUAGAUCACCUUCCUGAAAAAUGGUAUUGCUCCUUGAACCCUGACCCACAGUUCAGGAGUUGUAGUGUACCAGAAGAACCCGAAGAUGAUGAUUUGGUGCAUCCCACAUAUGAAAAAACCUACAAAAAAAGAGAUAAAGAAAAAUUCAAGAUGAAACGACUGGAAUGUAAUCCUCAGUCUUGUAAUGAAUUAUUAUAUAUGAAAAGCCACCCUGUCUCUUCAAGUAAAGAUUUCACCAUCUCAGUGAAGGAAAGUAUUACAAGAUCACAUCUGUCAUCUCAAUUGGAUCUUGACAACAACAGCUUAAAACGGAGAAAUUCUGGGUGUUUGACUCUUUUGAAUGCAAAGAUAUCAAAAUAUAAUGAUGACGAUAAUGAUGAUGAUGAUGAAGAUGUAAUUAUCUUAGAAGAAAACAGUACCCCCAAACCUUCUGUAGUAGAUUCUGAUGUUACAAUAGUAAAAACUGAACAGAUUCAUAUAGAGCAAAAUGAUGUUCAGUCUGAGAAUAUUGCUGACAUAGAAAUUUGUGAGCCAACUAGUUCACUGAUCAGUUCAGUAUCUGAGUCUGGAUGUGACUAUGAACAGAAAUCUGCUGCAACACAAACUGAAAUUCCAAAAUUAGCAGUUAAAAAGGAAGAAAAUAUCGAAGAUGACAUGAAUGUCCAAGAUGGUACCUCUCAACCCACUUUAGAAGCUGAAGCAAGGCAAGACAUCCCAAAUAUAUUUGAAAAAUCUUCAGAUGACGUUGGAUACCAGUUAAGUGAACUUAGAAAUGAAUUUCAGCUUGUCAGUGAAGAAAAAGAAAAUUAUAAAAGACAGUGUGAAAUGUUAAUGGAAAAAGUGAAAACAUUAGAAAUGAAGAUAGUUGAAAUGAAUGAUAAAUAUGUGAAAAAGGAAACUUGUCAUCAAUCAACUGAAACUGAUGCUACAUUUUUACUUGAAAAUGUUAAUGGAAUUUCUGAAAAUCCAGAUCAGAUGGCAUUUCAGUUUGAGCAAACGUUGAAAGAGAUAGAAAAGCUGACAGAACACUGUAACACUUUGCAAAAUUUAAAAGCUGAAUGUAGUAAAUGUUCAAGCAGUGAGACAAAAACUGAAGUGGAUGAAAUGGCUGUACAACUUGAUGAUGUUUUCAGACAACUCGACAAAUGUAGUCUUGAAAGGGACCAAUAUAAAAAUGAGGUGGCAUUAUUAGAAAUGGAAAAAACACAAAUAGGCUUUCAGUGUGAAGAACUCAAAACUGAAGUCGAACAACUAAAAACAUCAAUUUCACAAAUGACAAGAUCAGAUGAUUCAACGACUAGUAACAUUGAAGCUUCUAUGAAUUAUUCUGAUAGAGAAAGCCUCAAACUUCGAUCCCUUCGAGUUAAUGUGGGCCAGCUGCUGGCUUCAAUUAUGCCUGAUCUAGAUCUACAGCAAGUAAAUUAUGAUAUUGAUGUAGUUGAUGAAAUUUUAGGACAAGUUGUUGAACAAAUGCAUGAAAUCAGUAGUACGUAAAAUACAUUUUCUGUAAAAUAAUUUUCUCAGUAUUUCUGUUACUCAGAUGUGGGCAAUAUUAUUCUUUUUUAAAGGUACAGAAAUUAAUGAAUUAAAGUACUAUGUAUGCCUAUGGAAAAAAAUACAUAUUCUAUGCACUCCGAUAUUCCCACAAAUGCUGUGGAUACUUUGUUAUAACUUUAAAAAAUACUGAAAGGUGUUGAUCUUUAGCCAGAAAUUGUAUUACAAAUAUAAAUGUAUUUAUAAUUAAGUCCGCAUAUAUUUUUUAUGAUGAUGUUGGGGACUUAGUGUUUUCACUAAGAGCUUUUCUGAUCACCUCAGACCUUUGUGCAAUCUUUCCAGUCCCUCAAAUUAUAUUUUUUUCCUAAAGUGAGGAUUGUGCCACAAUUUAAAUGGAGAGUUUUCCUUUAGCUUUCUUAUAAAAAGAGUCUUGGGGAAUUUUUACUUUAGUCUACCUAUUUAUGACAGAUUAGUGCCUGCUUUAACUAUCUUCAGUAAAUGGCUGUUAGAUUCUUUUAGAUGAUUUCCUUUCCUUGAAAUUGAACAUUCUUUAAAACAAUGUAGCAAUAACAAUGGUUUUUAGGUUUUUUUGGUGAUUUACCCUUUAUCAUACUUAGGUCCUAUUUUAAUUUCAGUACUAUUAUUUUUCACCUGCAGAGAUUGCCAAUCAUGUUGAUUUACAGAAGUAUUUUUUAAAAUAAGGAGAGAUAAGCUUAAGUAUCAGAAAAUAAGAGGGUUAACUAUAUCCAAUGUUUAAUAAACAUCAUAAAGCUCAUUUUUGUCUUUUGUGUGAAAAAUGAAUGGUGUUUUUGUUUUUAAUUUUUUGAAGUUUUCUGUGCAGCCUGUUUUAAGCUACUUCACAAUAUUGCUAGAUCUCUUUAGCAACACAGCAUUCUUAGUUUUGUUACCAACUUAAAUAUUCAUCAUUCUUAGGUUAAAUUGGAACUUAACUGUUCUAGAGUUAUACUGUUGCAUACCAUAUUGCUUUAUUAUGCUUUGUAUUUGCUGCAUUUUGGUGGGAUUUCUAACAGGUGGAUGUUUCUAUUACAUCUAACAUGUAUAUAAACAAUUCAGAACCAUAUUUUUCUCAAUUAAAAUGUGGGAUUUUUCAAAUCACUUAUUAUUUAUUUUAUUUUAUUUUUUUUUGGAACAAUUCAAUACUUGUAUAGGAUACUUUUAUAUGGUAUGCAUAAAAUACAUAUAGAUCAUAUUAAGAUAUUAACAUUUUUAUGGUACAUAAGACCCCUUCCAAAAGCAACAAGUCAAUGAAUUUGGUUAUCUGCUUGUUAAUCAAAAAAGUGAUUAAAAGUGUAUUUUUUGUAUAAAAUGGUUUUCUGUCAUACUUGUAACUAGUCAAAAAAAAUUUUUAAGCUUGUAAUAAACUACAUAAUGGCUAACUUCA
Molecule: messenger RNA, 4236 nt
Organism: Antechinus flavipes (yellow-footed antechinus)
Lineage: Eukaryota; Metazoa; Chordata; Mammalia; Dasyuromorphia; Dasyuridae
Gene: MORC3
Product: MORC family CW-type zinc finger 3
Exons: 17
Coding region: 63-2834 (923 amino acids)
Cellular component (GO): nucleus; PML body
Molecular function (GO): ATP hydrolysis activity; zinc ion binding
Source: RefSeq, a predicted model, not a curated record